AUGGCCGCGAAUACUGAGAUGCAUCUCGGACUCGGUCACGUUGUAACUCACCCUGUUGACAGAGGCGAGACUAUGAAUGUAAUUGCUUGUACAGUAACUAAAGAAGGCUGGGCAGAUCCACAUAGAUUCGCACGUGCGGCGACUGAACAAGAUACACUGAAUGAACUCACUAGUGCAAGUAAGAACGUCACUAACAUUCUCAGCCUGCUCAAUAGAUAUGUUGACACCUGGGUUAUCUUUGAUAUUCUCGACCACCCUGCAUCCACUUACGCCAAAGAAAGAAAGGUUUCAAUCGGAGACGCAGCACAUUCAACUAGUCCUUACCAUGGAUCAGGCGCAGGCUUUGCCAAUGAGGACUUUGCCGUGCUAGCCGAAUUGCUUGUGACACCGGCUGUAAAAGCACAUAAUGGGCUGCUGGCCGGUAGUCGACCCAACAGACAGCCAGAUGAGUGGCAGGCCGAGGAUGUUGGAGCAGACACUGAGAAGAUUGCAACAGAGGCGUAUGAGCGAUCUGAGAAAAAUGCAGGAAUGAAUAGAAAUUGUUCACAAAGUUGA
Botrytis byssoidea is the source of this 555-nucleotide messenger RNA. RefSeq lists its product as uncharacterized. Bases 1 to 555 code for a protein of 184 amino acids. The transcript has 2 exons. The record is from RefSeq and is a predicted model, not a curated record. Gene Ontology annotation, molecular function: FAD binding. Gene Ontology annotation, biological process: secondary metabolite biosynthetic process. Lineage: Eukaryota; Fungi; Ascomycota; Leotiomycetes; Helotiales; Sclerotiniaceae.